Cryptomeria japonica (Japanese cedar) is the source of this 2253-nucleotide messenger RNA. RefSeq names its product 3-hydroxy-3-methylglutaryl-coenzyme A reductase 1. The transcript is spliced from 4 exons. Gene Ontology annotation, molecular function: protein binding; hydroxymethylglutaryl-CoA reductase (NADPH) activity. Gene Ontology annotation, biological process: coenzyme A metabolic process; sterol biosynthetic process; isoprenoid biosynthetic process. The record is from RefSeq and is a predicted model, not a curated record. Bases 286 to 1899 code for a protein of 537 amino acids. Gene Ontology annotation, cellular component: endoplasmic reticulum membrane; peroxisomal membrane. Lineage: Eukaryota; Viridiplantae; Streptophyta; Pinopsida; Cupressales; Cupressaceae.
UCGAUUAUUAUAAUAGGGAAAAAAAAGACAGCACGUACAUAAAAAUCUAACGCGUCAGAACUGUGGCGUGCUUUUCAAGUUACCACUUGUGUAAAGAGAAGGGGCACUGUAUAUUAAACAAAUGAUCCCUAUUCCCUAGCAAUGCCUGGCUUCUUCACUUGUGAUGUGCCUGCAUGAAGGUGCAAGUGAUCUGCGCUUCACUGAAGCGCUUGUGAGGAUUCAAGUACUGAGUUUUGUGUUUUCUUCUCGUUCCGUAUUGUCUGUCUGCGGGGAAUUCGUACAAAAAUGGGGUGGAUGAUGAUGUGGGGAAUGGAAGGCCAGGGGAAGCAGAAGAAGACGCCGAGGUUGGCCUCCGACGCGCUGCCUCUUCCUGUGUGGGUGACCAACAAGGUAUUCUUGGUACUCUUCUUCCUUGCCUCAUACUUCUUGAUUGGGCGGUGGAAGGAAAAAGUCAGAAUUUCCAUUCCGCUCUACACGCUUAGCCUGGUGGAAAUCGGGGCCCUGCUCUCCCUUGUGGCCUCCUUUAGCUAUCUCCUCGGAUUCUUCGGCAUCGCCUUCGUGCAAAACACUGGGGAAUUCGACAACCAUGGGGAAGAACCAAUGCUGGAUUCUUGCAAGCCUAAAGAAGAGGCGGAUCCUCCGGCAAUCGAUGUGACGAAUUGCACGGAUGAGGAAAUUGCAGUUGCUGUUGCCCAUGGAAGCGUGGCGUCGCAAAUGUUGGAGAAGAGGGUGGGGAACGCCAGGAGGGCGGCCUCUGUGCGGCGCAGAGCUGUGGAGUUAAUGAUCGGAAGGUCUCUGGAGGGUCUGCCCCUUGAGGGUUUUGAUUACGACGCCAUUGUGGGUCAAUGCUGUGAGUUGCCUGUAGGGUAUGUACAGAUUCCGGUGGGUGUUGUGGGACCACUGCUGCUUGACGGAGCAGAGUACAUGGUUCCAAUGGCCACUACGGAGGGCUGCUUGGUGGCCAGUACCAACAGAGGGUGUAAGGCCAUUUACCUCUCCGGUGGGGUCACUAGUGUUAUUCUCAAGGAUGGCAUGACUAGGGCACCCGUUGUCAGCUUCGCCACCGUUAAAAGGACUGCCGAGCUCAAAUAUUAUGUCGAUGAUCCGGACAAUUUUGAUACCUUGUCGGUAGUGUUCAACAGGACAAGCAGAUUUGCAAAGCUGCAGAGCAUUCGAUGUGUCCUUGCUGGUCGGAAUGCAUAUGUGCGCUUUAAUUGCUCCACAGGAGAUGCCAUGGGAAUGAACAUGGUAUCCAAGGGUGUACAAAAUGUCUUGGAUUAUCUUCAGGAUAUUUUCCCUGACAUGAAUGUCAUUAGCAUUUCAGGUAAUUUCUGUGCAGACAAGAAGGCUACUGCUGUGAAUUGGAUAGAGGGCCGUGGUAAAUCAGUUGUAUGUGAGGCUGUUAUUGAGGAGGAGGUAGUGACGAAGAUCUUAAAGACGUCCGUGUCUGCACUCUUGGAAUUAAAUAUGAUCAAGAAUCUGGCUGGAUCUGCUAUGGCUGGUGCCAUUGGAGGCUUUAACGCUCACGCUGCAAAUAUCGUUUCUGCAAUAUUUAUUGCAACUGGACAGGAUCCAGCUCAAAAUGUUGAAAGUUCUCAAUGCAUUACAAUGAUGGAAGCAACAAAUGAAAAGGAUCUGCAUGUCUCUGUGACGAUGCCAUGCAUUGAGGUUGGGACCGUUGGUGGAGGUACUCAGUUAGCUUCUCAAGCAGCUUGCUUAAAUUUACUUGGUGUGAAGGGUGCAAAUACAAAUUAUCCUGGAUCUAAUGCCCGUUGCCUUGCAAGAAUUGUUGCUGGGGCAGUGUUGGCUGGAGAACUCUCGCUUAUGUCAGCACUUGCUGCAGGUCAGCUUGUUAAGAGUCAUAUGAAGUAUAACAGAUCUUCCAAAGCCAUUGCUUGAGGAGGCUAAACUUCUAUACGACUGUUGGGGGGAGGCCAGAUAUCGCGUGUUUCCCUUAAGGCCAAAUACAGAGCACAAAUUAUUAACGAAAGCCUAUAGGCAUUUAAUUUCUUUUUCACGUUAGAUCUCUAGUUCCUAAUGCCUUACCAAUUUUUUAGGAUUGAUUGGUUCUUUGAUACUGUUUUGAUGUAUCCUUGAAAGGAGUUGCCUGUACUUUCCCUUUUGCAGGCAUGCUCAAUUCAAUUUUUUAGGUGUUAGGAUCAAUUCUUUGGACAUCUACUUUUUGUAUUAAUAAUGUAACAGAAUAUUUGUGUGAUUUCAUGGCAUCAUGUUUACGUUGCAUUCAGAAUGUCA